AAGUAAUGAUGACGACGAAUUUACUCUGCGAAACAUGGAUUGUGGCGACAUGAGUUUGUUUUGUGAUUUUUUCGUAUGUCUAAUGGUUAUUUGUGUUUUUUUGAGCACGAUGAGUGUCAGUAAUCGCGCUGCUGUAAUCGCUGUGUUAUUAAUUAUAUUGACGGCUGAUCUCGGUCGGUUUGCGGCAGCGGAUGAUCAGACACACAGCAAAAACGAUGAAGAAUCUGCCAAAAAUAAAGGUGACAACGAUUUACAGAAUCAAAAUAAUAUUGAUGGACACGGAGAACAGCUGAGCAGGGUAAAUGACACAGAAAGCUCCAGCAAUGACACUGUUCAACCCACCACACCUGUGCCCAAGCCCACGACCCCUGAGCCUCCAAAAAAUGAGCCCAUCCUGCCGGUGCAUACGGGGGUCAAGGCCCAGGAGGAGGAGCAGUCCAGCGGGAUGAGCAUUUUCUUCAGUCUGCUGGUCAUUGGUAUUUGUAUUAUACUGGUGCACCUGCUGAUCAAAUUCAAGCUGCAUUUUUUGCCAGAGAGUGUGGCUGUGGUUUCACUGGGGAUUCUGAUGGGAGCGUUCAUCAAGAUCAUCGAGUCGCAGCAGUUGGCCAACUGGAAGGAAGAAGAGAUGUUUCGUCCCAAUAUGUUUUUCCUAUUACUUCUACCGCCAAUCAUUUUUGAGUCUGGAUACUCAUUACAUAAGGGUAAUUUCUUCCAAAACAUAGGCUCGAUCACGUUAUUCGCCGUCUUUGGGACAGCGAUUUCAGCCUUCAUCGUGGGUGGGGGAAUCUAUUUCCUGGGCCAGGCUGAUGUUAUUUACAAGAUGACAAUGACAGACAGUUUUGCCUUUGGGUCUCUGAUCUCCGCUGUGGAUCCAGUUGCCACUAUCGCCAUAUUCAACGCUCUGAACGUGGAUCCUGUGCUCAAUAUGCUGGUGUUUGGAGAGAGCAUCCUAAACGACGCAGUGUCCAUUGUAUUAACAAAUACAGCGGAGGGCUUUGCGGGCUCAGAUGUCUCUACGGGCUGGGAAACCUUCAUGCAGGCGCUCGGCUACUUCCUGAAGAUGUUCUUUGGGUCAGCCGCUUUGGGCACGCUCACUGGUCUCAUCUCUGCUAUUGUUUUAAAACACUUUGACCUGAGGAAGACUCCGUCACUGGAGUUUGGGAUGAUGAUUAUAUUUGCAUACCUGCCGUAUGGUCUUGCUGAGGGCAUCAAACUCUCCGGUAUCAUGGCCAUUCUGUUCUCCGGUAUUGUCAUGUCUCAUUAUACUCAUCAUAAUUUAUCGCCAGUCACCCAGAUUCUCAUGCAGCAGACUCUACGAACCGUGGCCUUCAUGUGCGAAACAUGUGUGUUCGCAUUCCUGGGGUUGUCUAUCUUCAGUUUCCCUCACAAGUUCGAGCUGUCUUUUGUCAUCUGGUGUAUAGUUCUGGUUCUUGUGGGUCGGGCUGUGAAUAUCUUCCCCCUCUCUUUUCUGCUUAACUUCUUCAGAGAUCAUAAAAUCACACCCAAAAUGAUGUUCAUCAUGUGGUUCAGUGGUCUGCGGGGUGCGAUCCCCUAUGCCCUCAGUCUUCAUCUGGGUCUGGAGCCCAUAGAGAAGAGGCAGCUGAUCGGCACCACCACCAUAGUCAUCGUGCUCUUCACCAUCCUGCUGCUGGGAGGCGGAACCAUGCCCCUCAUUCGCAUCAUGGACAUUGAGGAGAGCCAAUCACGGCGCAAGAACAAAAAAGACGUCAAUUUGAGCAAAACUGAGAAAAUGGGUAACGCCAUUGAAUCAGAGCAUUUGUCAGAGCUGACGGAGGAAGAGUAUGAAGCUCAGAUUUUUCAGAGGCAGGAUUUGAAGGGUUUCCUGUGGCUUGAUGCCAAAUAUCUGAACCCUUUCUUCACCCGUAGACUCACACAAGAGGACCUGCUGCAUGGGCGGAUCCAAAUGAAGACACUUACUAAUAAGUGGUAUGAGGAGGUGCGUCAGGGUCCGUCCGGCUCUGAGGAUGAGGACGAUGAGGCAGAACUGCUCUGAGACAAUCAUGUGAGGAAAACUUGGAUGAGCUGUUCUCACAUCAUGUGACAUGAAGUAUACGGACUGUACAGCACUACGAUGGAUUCGCGCAGAGCUCCAUAACUGGAGUGCUUCACAGCUAAAUGAGGAAACAAACAGGAAUUUGUGGUACAAAGAGCCUGGGUUUGUUUCUGGUACUAAUCAGACUCUAGAAGGAAAAA
This is a messenger RNA of Labeo rohita (rohu), 2214 nucleotides long. It is a transcript of the gene slc9a8, whose product is annotated as solute carrier family 9 member 8. Bases 35 to 2014 code for a protein of 659 amino acids. The record is from RefSeq and is a predicted model, not a curated record. Gene Ontology annotation, cellular component: membrane; Golgi apparatus. The transcript is spliced from 16 exons. NCBI's taxonomy places the organism in Eukaryota, Metazoa, Chordata, Actinopteri, Cypriniformes, Cyprinidae. Gene Ontology annotation, biological process: regulation of pH; sodium ion transport; proton transmembrane transport. Gene Ontology annotation, molecular function: sodium:proton antiporter activity.